AUGUCCUACUACAACGACCCCUCCUGGCCCUCGCCAGCUCCUGGACGCCAGUCCUCGUGGGAACAGCCACAACCGCCCUCGCGCUCGGGUACCGGCCAGAGUGUUUACAACGGUGGGGGUGCACCGCCAAUUCACAUGGACAUAGGCGCCAGUUCGACUGUCAGCAGAGAUGAAGGUAAUGCCUUCAUCUCCCAGUUUGAUGAAGUCGAACGCGCCACUGAGAACCUUGCCAAGAGCGGAAAGUCCUUUGGUCCUGGAUUCCCUCCUACGCCAGUGAGCGCCAGCCGUCGCGAGUCCAUGCCCAUGAUGGGCGGUGGCGGCGGCGGUGGCGGUGGUCCUCCUCGUCCAUACCCGGAGUACGAACAACGCAUGGGCGGCCCCGGCUCCCAGCGCCACCACUCGGUGAGCGAGUACGACGGAUCGCGCUCCCAGUCGGCCUCUAACGCUCAGGGCUUCUACCAGAACCAGCGCUAUGCGCCCCGACCAAACGAUGCGGACCAGAUGGCGCAGGCAAAGCGACGGAUGGCGGCUCAACGCGAGCGUGAGCUGCGCAACUAUCAUCAAGAGCAGCAAUAUCACAGAAACGUUUCUGGCUCCAAGUCCGACCGCUCCAUGAGCCCCAAUGCCAUGAAUGAAGACGAGCGUCGCGAGCUCAUCGCCCGCCAGCACCGUGCCCUGUACGGCGAGACAUCGACCUUGUACAAUAACAAUCCCACCUCCAGCCAGGACGUCCGCGUUCAGACGUCCGCCGCCGGCCGCGGCCCUUCUCCUUUGGCGUUUGAUCCCUUCGGCAUGCAGGCACAAAAUGUCGGUGGCGAUGCGGCCGUUCAGAUGCCCCCACGAGGGGACAAGGAUGUUGCGGGUGCAUCUCAGGAGGCCCGUGCCAACAGCAAUUCCUCUCCCUCGUCCAACCACAACCCGGCCUUUAGCCUGUUCGAUGCACAACAGGCGGGCCGCACCUCCAACUCAUCUCCUGGCGCCUCUCCUCCCAUUUCGGGGCCCAAAUCUAAUGGCUCUGGUGUCGCCCCUAUUGGCACUCGCCCCCAGACCCAAACCCAGAACCAGAGCCUACAACAGCCAGGUGGGGCUCCCCUGAGCAAGCGCGCGACUUCACCUCUCCCGUCGCCGUUGGGCUACAAGUCCUACAACGCUAGCGAGCAGCAGAAUAAUGUUGCCACAACGUCUGCUUCUUUGAACCCCUCUUCAACGGCUACUGACAAGGGUGUCGGUAUUUGGAACAAUGGUCCUUGGGGUAAUACGCCUACGCAGGGCGUCCAGGCAUCUGUCUGGGGUUAG
Messenger RNA from Cucurbitaria berberidis CBS 394.84, 1296 nucleotides. RefSeq lists its product as uncharacterized. Lineage: Eukaryota; Fungi; Ascomycota; Dothideomycetes; Pleosporales; Cucurbitariaceae. The transcript has 4 exons. Bases 1 to 1296 code for a protein of 431 amino acids. The record is from RefSeq and is a predicted model, not a curated record.